Molecule: messenger RNA, 336 nt
Organism: Uncinocarpus reesii 1704
Lineage: Eukaryota; Fungi; Ascomycota; Eurotiomycetes; Onygenales; Onygenaceae
Exons: 2
Coding region: 1-336 (111 amino acids)
Source: RefSeq, a predicted model, not a curated record
AUGAGCGCCAACGACGGAAUUGCCCCUCACGGCGCGGUGGAGAAGGGCAAGGGUAAACUUGCUGAGGCUGAGGACGCGUUUAUGGGACGGGCUGCUGAGGAUACUGACUCUGGAGAGGAGAGUGAAGGUGAUGACAUCGAAGAGGAAGAAGCCGAAGACGACAACCUCGAGCGCAUUUCCGCAGAUAACAUCAUCGAAGGCGGACGUCGCACGCGCGGCAAGGUCAUCAAUUUCGCCGAGGCUGCAUCAAAGGUCGACGAGGACGACGACGCGAUGGACGAUGAUGAGGAUGAUGACUUUAGGCCUAAAGAUGAGGACGAGGAGAUGCGGGGUUAA